This is a messenger RNA of Argentina anserina (silverweed cinquefoil), 360 nucleotides long. Its product is annotated as cysteine proteinase inhibitor 5-like. The record is from RefSeq and is a predicted model, not a curated record. NCBI's taxonomy places the organism in Eukaryota, Viridiplantae, Streptophyta, Magnoliopsida, Rosales, Rosaceae. Gene Ontology annotation, molecular function: cysteine-type endopeptidase inhibitor activity. Bases 1 to 360 code for a protein of 119 amino acids. The transcript has a single exon.
AUGCGUCGGCACCGCCUCGUUCUCGCACUCUUUGCUCUCCUCCUCCUCCUCCUUCCACUGGUCACGGCCGUCGCAGAUGAGACAGUCAUCGGGGGCUGGACUCCAAUAAAAAACAUCGGUGAUCCCCACGUUAAGGAAAUUGCGGAGUUUGCGGUGUCGGAGUACAACCAAUCUCAGAAAAAGAGCUUGGUGUUUCAGAGUGUGGUCCGGGGAGAGACACAGGUCGUUGCAGGCAUCAAGUAUCGGCUCGUCAUUUCUGUCAAUGAAGGUGAUUCCUUGGCGAAUUAUGAGGCUGUUGUAUGGGAGAAGAUAUGGAUCAAGUUUAGGAAGUUGAUCUCUUUUAAUAAAGCGGGAAAUUAA